This is a messenger RNA of Ostreobium quekettii, 1293 nucleotides long. Lineage: Eukaryota; Viridiplantae; Chlorophyta; Ulvophyceae; Bryopsidales; Ostreobiaceae. The record is from the annotation of a GenBank genome assembly.
AUGUUCGGCGUCACGCGACUGGUGAUAGAAAAGAAGACUGGCGAAAAGUAUGCCUGCAAGUCCAUCGCCAAGGUGAAGCUGCACACCAAGGAUGAGAUUGAGGACGUCAAGCGGGAGGUGGAGAUCAUGCACCACCUGGCAGGGCAUCCCAACAUCGUCAGGCUGAAGGCCGUCUACGAGGACAGAAAGCUUGUGAACCUGGUCAUGGAGCUGUGUUCCGGCGGCGAGCUCUUCGACAGCAUCGUGGCGCGCGGCCACUACAGCGAGCGGGACGCCGCCAGCAUCAUCCGCACCAUUGUGUCUGUCGUGGGCCAUUGCCACAGCAUGGGCGUCAUGCACCGCGACCUCAAGCCCGAGAACUUCCUGCUGUCGAGCAAGGGCCCGGACGCCAUGCUCAAGGCGACGGACUUCGGGCUGUCGGUGUUCGUGAAGGAGGGGGAGAUGUUCAAGGACUUGGUGGGCAGCGCGUUUUACGUCGCGCCGGAGGUGCUCAAGAGGAAAGGCUACAGCGUUGAGGCCGACAUCUGGAGCUGCGGCGUCAUCCUGUACAUCCUCCUCAGCGGCUUCCCGCCCUUCUGGGGCGAGACCGAGGAGCAGAUCUUUUCGGCCGUCAAGAAGGACGAACUGGACCUCAAGUCGGAGCCGUGGCCCAAGGUGUCCUGGGACGCCAAGAGCUGCGUGAGGCGCAUGCUGACGCGCGACCCCCAGCAGCGGGCCACCGUGAAAGAGGUGCUUGAGCACGCCUGGGUGAAGGAGGACGGGGCGCCGGACGCGCCGCUGGGCAACGCGGUGGUGGACCGCAUCAAGGGCUUCACCGCCAUGAACCGGCUGAAGCGGGAGGCGCUCAAAGUCAUGGCAUCGCACCUCCCUGCAGAGGAGAUAGCCGGCCUCAAGGUUGUUUUUGAGGAAAUGGACGCGAACAACAAUGGAUCCAUCACGGUGGAGGAACUUCGUGAGGCGCUGAAAAAGAAAGGCGGCAAGAUACCCGAGGCGGACAUCGAGCGCAUCAUGAUGGCCGCCGACGUGGACCAGAACGGCGUCAUCGACUACAACGAGUUCCUGGCGGCCACCGUGCACCACUGCAAGCUCCAGCAGGAGGAGCACCUCAUAAGGGCCUUCGAGCACUUUGACGCGGACGGCAGCGGCUACAUAACGGUGGACGAGCUGAGGGGGGCGCUGAAGGACUCGGGCGGCCCGGUGAACGUCGAGGAAAUCAUCCGGGAGUGCGACCGGGACAACGACGGCGUGAUCGACUACGAGGAGUUCUGCAUCAUGAUGCGGAAAAAUGAAUGA